Cottoperca gobio is the source of this 5838-nucleotide messenger RNA. It is a transcript of the gene mbtps1, whose product is annotated as membrane-bound transcription factor peptidase, site 1. Gene Ontology annotation, biological process: proteolysis. The transcript is spliced from 23 exons. The coding region runs from base 530 to 3778 and encodes 1082 amino acids. Gene Ontology annotation, molecular function: serine-type endopeptidase activity. Lineage: Eukaryota; Metazoa; Chordata; Actinopteri; Perciformes; Bovichtidae. The record is from RefSeq and is a predicted model, not a curated record. Gene Ontology annotation, cellular component: Golgi apparatus.
GGCACUCCGUCUUCACCAGACGUCAGUGGUCUGCGGCUGUAGCGUUUACUGAGUUUGCAGCUAGCUUUUGUUCGGUGGACAAUAAACUAGUUACCGAGUAGCUAUCAUCGUAUUAAUACACAGACUGUGAACAAUACAUACAGAUAACUGUAGCACGUGAGACGUUGUUCAGCUCGAUAAACUCAGGAAGUCAGGACUGCAGUGGAACUCUGACUUGACUCCAGCUCCCACCCUCCUCCCAUCCAUCCACUGCUUUUACUGGUUGCCUCCUCCAGUUCUCAACAUGGCCACAAUGUUCCUACUCUGGCUGUGCCACUGACCUCCACCCUGGACUACCACCAUGGAGAGAAAACGCAGAAAGAAAUUUAUCUAGCUGCUCAGGCCGUUUACAGUAUGGACUCAUUUUUUAGAGCUCUGGACCUGAAAUGCUCUGUCCCAACCCCUGACCCCCAACCAGGUUUUAGCUACUAAUUUUUCAUCUGAAACAGCACACUUGCUGCUAGAUUUUCAAAGGGCCUGGUUCAAACUCAUGGUUUUUGCUACUUCACAACUCAAAAUGCUCCUGCUUCCUGUGAGGGCGACCUUGCUUUUAGGGCUGCUGAUGGGCUUCCUGUCUAUUGUGGGCAUGGAGCCAACAGGAGGAGCCAAAUCAGACUCCGAACACGCCCCCAACACAGAUCCCCUCGCUUCAUCAUCUGGCUCCAACUGCUCUGAGUUGACCCUCAAACUGGAGUAUUCCACAAAGGUGGUGGAACAUGAGUACAUCAUAGCUUUUACAGGAUAUUUCUCGGCCAAAGCUCGCAGCCUGUACAUCAGCAGCGCCCUGCGGAACGCCGGGGACGCAUCGCUGGAGUGGCAUAUCGUUCCCAGAGAAAACCCAGCCUCAGACUUCCCCAGCGACUUUGAGCUGGUCCACAUCCGUCUAGCUUCGUCCAGCAACCUGCUGACCUUAGAGGACCACCCUUACAUCAAGAGGGUGACGCCGCAACGCAAAGUGUUCCGCAUGCUCAAAUACUUUCCCUCACCUGAACCUGCUGCACCCUGCAACGCCACCCGCGGGACGCAGUCGUGGCAGUCCUCCCGCCCUUUCCGACGGAGCAGCCUGUCACUGAGCUCGGGUUUCUGGCACGCCACUGGUCGCCACUCCAGCCGGCGUCUGCUGCGGGCCAUCCCCCGCCACGUUGCCCAGAUCCUGCAGGCAGACGUACUCUGGCAGAUGGGACACACAGGUUCUGGUGUGAAGGUGGCCGUGUUUGAUACAGGCCUAAGUGAGAAGCACCCGCAUUUUAAGAACGUAAAGGAAAGGACCAACUGGACUAAUGAAAAGACUCUGGAUGAUGGUCUGGGCCACGGUACUUUUGUAGCAGGAGUGAUCGCCAGUAUGAGGGAGUGUCAAGGCUUUGCCCCCGACUCAGAGCUGCACAUCUUCAGAGUGUUCACCAACAACCAGGUGUCGUACACCUCGUGGUUCCUCGAUGCUUUUAACUACGCCAUUCUAAAGAAGAUUGAUGUUCUCAAUCUCAGCAUUGGGGGGCCGGACUUCAUGGACCACCCCUUUGUUGAUAAGGUGUGGGAGCUCACUGCCAACAAAGUGAUCAUGGUCUCUGCUAUUGGCAACGAUGGACCUCUGUAUGGCACCCUGAACAACCCAGCAGACCAGAUGGACGUGAUUGGGGUCGGAGGGAUCGACUUUGAGGACAACAUCGCUAGGUUUUCCUCCAGAGGCAUGACCACCUGGGAGCUGCCAGGGGGCUAUGGCCGGAUGAAGCCCGACAUCGUCACCUACGGUUCGGGGGUUCGGGGAUCAGGGAUGAAGGAGGGGUGUCGCUCCCUGUCAGGCACCAGCGUGGCCUCUCCCGUGGUGGCUGGUGCGGUUACACUCCUGGCCAGCACCGUCCAGAACAGGGACUUGGUGAACCCAGCCUCCAUGAAGCAGGCUCUGAUUGCCUCGGCCCGCAGGCUGCCGGGGGUCAACAUGUUUGAGCAGGGCCACGGGAAACUAGACCUGAUCAGAGCCUACCAGAUCCUCAACAGUUACAAACCUCAGGCCAGUCUUUCUCCCAGCUACAUCGACCUGACAGAGUGUCCGUACAUGUGGCCUUACUGCUCCCAGCCCAUCUACUAUGGAGGAAUGCCCACCAUCGUCAAUGUGACCAUUCUCAACGGCAUGGGUGUCACGGGCAGGAUUGUGGACAAGCCCAUCUGGCAGCCCUACCUCCCUCAGAACGGCGACCACAUCGAUGUGGCCGUCUCUUAUUCACCUGUGCUCUGGCCGUGGGCCGGCUACCUGGCCGUGUCCAUCUCCGUGGCCAAGAAAGCGGCAUCGUGGGAGGGGAUCGCCCAAGGUCAUGUGAUGGUCACAGUGGCGUCGCCUGCAGAGAAUGAUUCUGAGGCGGGCGGUGAGAUGACCUCCACAGUCAAACUGCCCAUCAAGGUGAAGAUCGUGCCAACUCCCCCGCGCAGUAAGAGGGUUCUGUGGGAUCAGUACCACAACCUGCGCUACCCGCCCGGCUACUUUCCCCGAGACAACCUCCGCAUGAAAAACGACCCACUAGACUGGAAUGGAGACCACAUCCACACUAACUUCAGGGACAUGUACCAGCACCUGAGGAGUAUGGGAUACUUUGUCGAGGUGCUCGGCGCACCCAUCACCUGCUUUGAUGCCAGCCAGUACGGCACUUUGAUGCUGGUGGACAGCGAGGAGGAGUAUUUCCCCGAAGAGAUCACCAAGCUGAGGAGAGACAUCGACAACGGCCUGUCGCUCAUCGUCUUCAGUGACUGGUACAACACCUCGGUCAUGAGGAAGGUCAAGUUCUAUGACGAAAACACCCGGCAGUGGUGGAUGCCGGACACAGGGGGUGCUAACGUACCAGCUCUGAACGACCUGAUCUCAGUGUGGGGGAUGGCUUUCAGUGACGGGCUGUACGAGGGAGACUUCACCUUGGCUGAUCAUGACAUGUACUAUGCCUCAGGCUGCAGCAUCGCCCGUUUCCCAGAAGAUGGAAUAGUGAUUGCCAAGAAUCUAAAGGACCAAGGUCUGGAAGUGUUAAAGCAGGAGACUGCAGUGGUGGAGGGAGUUCCCAUCCUCGGACUAUACCAAACACCGUCAGACGGGGGAGGUCGCAUCGCUCUGUACGGUGAUUCUAACUGUAUAGACGACAGCCACAGACAGAAAGACUGUUUCUGGCUGCUCGACGCUCUCCUUCAGUACACCUCUUACAGUAUGACCCCUCCCAGCCUCAGCCACUCCCACAGCAGGGUAGCACCACCCACAGGCACCGAGCGCCCACUGCCACAGAGACUGGAAGGCAACCAUCUUUAUCGCUACUCCAAAGUUCUCGAGCCUCACUUUGGAGACCCUAAGCCCCGCCCACUACCAGCCUGCCCCCACCUGUCUUGGUCGAAGCCACAGCCACUCAAUGAGACGGCCCCCAGUAACCUGUGGAAGCACCAGAAGCUUCUCUCAGUGGAUCUGGACAAAGUGGCUCUACCCAACGUGAAGGCUUACCGUCCCCAGGUCAGACCUCUGUCUCCUGGGGAGAGUGGGGCCUGGGACAUCCCGGGAGGGAUAAUGCCCGGUCGCUACAAUCAAGAAGUGGGCCAGACCAUUCCCGUGUUCGCAUUCCUGGGAGCGAUGGUCGUCCUGUCCUUUUUCGUGGUCCAGCUCACAAAGGCCAAGAGCAAACCUAAGCGCAGGAAACCCCGCAUCAAACGGCCCACGUACCUCCAGCAGCAGCAGCAGACGGCAACGACGACUGGGAAAAACCCUACAGUUUGACUGGAUCUGCCACUCUGAACUGCUGCUGGGAGGCUGGAUUCACCUCCACAGCUGAGACACUGUUAAACAGACAACUUGUGUUGAGUAGCAACAUUGGAGGUGUGGAAGUACACGGAGUCUAAUGAACCCUCGACUCUGAAACUGGAGCCUGCCGGACAUGAACGUACUGCAACUCCAGACGUCUCUUGGAUUUAUGUGCCUCUUGUCUGUUCAAGGCUGUCCGUGGGUGUUUGUGUGUGUGUGUGUUUGUGGACUAAUGAAAAGUAUUAGAUGUAAAACACAGUACACACCUGGUCCUAAAAAUGCCUGUUUGAGACAGACAUGUUGUCUACAUUUCCCUCUCUCCUUUGACCAAACUGUUUCUUUAUGAAUGAAAUGUGUCCGACUUUUAUAUUUAUUGAAUUGUUCGUACCCUAACACACAUACUCAGAAGUACAAGAGAUUUCACACAAACGCAUAUACAUACUGUGUGCACUUUCCGAUUAAAGCAGUUGGCAUACACGCGGACAGAAACAACCUCACACACACACAUACAGUUAUGCAGACAUUGCCAACAUGAGGAUCAUUGAAUCACCAAGUUGUCUUCUCUCUUGUCUCCAUCCACCAUUUUGUAAGUCCCGCCCACAUCUGUUUCAAAUCAUCAUCUUUUCAUUGUUUUUAUAUUUUCUAUAAUGAGCGAACUCUGGCCAGGCAUUCUGUUGAUAUCCUCCUUCAUGAUAGCAUCGACAGACUUGUUCAAAUAUAUCAUCAAUUAAAAAGCAUAAUCAAAGUGAGCUGCUUGGUUAUUGAUUUGAGUUUGUAAAUGCAUUAAUUCUGGAGUUGCUUGAAGUCAUCUAAUAGCAAUUUAAGAUGCAAAAGAUUCAGCACUUCAGACAUGAUCAUUUAUUCAGACAUACACUGCCGUUCAAAAGUUUGGAUUCAGUGGUUAUAUUGUUUUUAUUCUUUCCUUUUAAUAAUGGCUGUUUUUACAGAAAUGAAAGCAUAAUUCUCACACCAAAUGUAUAAUAACAUUUGAAGUAGUUUUGGCCCCAAAAGAAGAAUUAAAUGAGUAAAACCUGCGUUAUUAUUUGGGCCGUCUGCAGUGUACUCAGUGGUUAGCUUAAAGAGGUUUAAACUGAUUGGUCAGUGCAUUGAAUCUUAGUUAUAUGAAUGUUUCUCUUAAGUUUUAAAGGGACCGUUCACAAAAUCAAGAUGACAUAUUUUUCCUCUUGUCUGUAGUGCUAUUCAUCGAUCUCGACUGUUAUGGCGUGAGUUGCAGAGUGUUAUCGGCUGUAGAGGUUCAUGAUUGCUGUUGAGUGUUUCAAAUGUAUUUUAGAUCUUUGGCUCAACUGUCCUUUUAACAAUACUUCUGCUGAAGCAACAUGUUCCCUGUUAAUUCCAGCUUGUCGGAGGCAUUAUUGUGCACUUGACACUGAAACAGGAACUUGUUCUUUUUCAAUCUGCACACAUUUUGAUUCUCAGCUUCCAAUUGAUUUGACCAAUGACUGCUGAUUUCUUCUGUUCGUAUUGAACUGUGGCUCAAAGGUAUUUUUGUCUCUUUUUUUUUGCCCUCUUAGUGGUCGGUGUGGUUGAACCAGAGUUUGGUUCUCAUGUACAAAGCAUGAAAGACCAUUCAAACAUAGAGUAGUCCUCUCAGCCAUCUGACUACCCAAUCAAUCAAGCUGCUGUGGCAGGAGGGUACACACAUUUGAACGGCGUUUAUACGUCUAAAUGUUCCCUAAAGGGCUUUUUUACCGGACGUGAUGGGACCAUUAUAGGAAGGGUACUCGCACACAAUGUGACCGUUGUUGAACCAGAGGUACACAGCGGGAACUCGUAGGUGAGUUUAAUAUCAAGUAUUUUCUUUUGUCUAUUGUAUUCUACUGUGACGCUGCACUCAUAUUAAAGUGAAUACAAGUGAUCGUAUCUAACAUGUGCUUCUGCAGCCUUUACAUUAACGUGAAGGCAUUCCAUUCACACUUGUGCCAUGUUGAAAGUGAAGUGCAAAAAUGUACUGGGUCCAACCUAAUGUAUGUCAGUAAGUAUAUUUUUGUUCAAUAAAACACUUUUCAGGUAUCGAC